Molecule: messenger RNA, 996 nt
Organism: Batrachochytrium dendrobatidis JAM81
Lineage: Eukaryota; Fungi; Chytridiomycota; Chytridiomycetes; Rhizophydiales
Exons: 6
Coding region: 1-996 (331 amino acids)
Biological process (GO): endoplasmic reticulum calcium ion homeostasis
Cellular component (GO): endoplasmic reticulum
Molecular function (GO): calcium ion binding
Source: RefSeq, a predicted model, not a curated record
AUGAGCUUGGAUAACAUUACUUUAAUGGAUUUUUGGUUUGAACUGCUCAUGAUUUUGAUUGCUACUUUGUAUGCUUCAUUUUAUUUGAUCGGUAAACGUGCUAACCGAGAAAUCGCUCGUGGAUGGAUGAAAGGAACAUUUGAAUUGUGGCAAAUGCAGUUUUCCCAUAUUGGAUCUAAUGAUGGACAUAAGCUUAUUAUGGACGGACCUCGCGAUUUUAUCUUUUACGCUUCGGGCCGUACUUUUGUCAAACAUGUAUAUGGAUAUGUUCAUCUAGUUGCUCGCCACGAUCUUGUUCAAUGGCUUAUAGACUAUUACCUAGGAAAUGAUCAGUACGACAAAGUGACUCUUACUUUUACUUUCAAUGACAAAGUCGCUGAUCCAUUCACAUUUGCAAUUCUUCCAAAAGCUACUGGAGACUCGAUCAAAGCCAAUCGUUGGGAUCUUAAUAACUUUCCAAAAGUUCGCGAUCUUCCUGGGUUUCCAAAAAGUCACUAUAUGAUCAUGACAGAUGCACCCGAGUUUGCUGUAGCUGUGUGGGACGAUCCAGCUAUUCGUGCUACUAUUUUUAAAUCUAUUGGUCUUGAUGAAAACGGCAACGGAGAUACUUUGUUCAAAGAACCUCUGAUUGACCAGAUUAUUCUUACCGAUCUACCCACAGUCAAGCCUGAAACGAUAGAAGCACUCAAGCAACCACGCACAUUGAAUAUGACGUACCGCAUUCCUAAUGCUCAACCCCCAACCAAAGACAUGAUUGACACCAUGUGUCAGAUGAACCAACUUGGAUUUGAUCUAGUCGACUAUGUUGGUCAAAAGGGAUUACUAAGUAUAGAUGAGCUGGCGGACAAAAAAAUCAAGGAUAAAAAGUUGAAGGAGGAGCAAAUCUACAAGCUUUCAGUAGAGGAACAGCGCAAGUAUGAAGAAAAGGAGCGUAAGCGUGAGCAAAAAAGGAAGGAUGCCAAGAUGAAGAAAAAAAGCAAAAGUGUCAAGAUGUAA